Crotalus tigris (Tiger rattlesnake) is the source of this 2924-nucleotide messenger RNA. RefSeq names its product 5-hydroxytryptamine receptor 6 (gene HTR6). The transcript has 3 exons. The record is from RefSeq and is a predicted model, not a curated record. Bases 477 to 1787 code for a protein of 436 amino acids. Lineage: Eukaryota; Metazoa; Chordata; Lepidosauria; Squamata; Viperidae. Gene Ontology annotation, cellular component: membrane; dendrite. Gene Ontology annotation, molecular function: neurotransmitter receptor activity; G protein-coupled serotonin receptor activity. Gene Ontology annotation, biological process: G protein-coupled receptor signaling pathway, coupled to cyclic nucleotide second messenger; chemical synaptic transmission.
GCCAAACUGUUCCGAGCGAGCGAGCGAGCGAGAGUCAGCUGAAAGGUCCAGAUUGACUCUCCUUCCUUCCUUCUCCGGCACACCACCUGCUUGGCUCCCCACCGCCAACCGAGCGGCUUGCCGAAAAAGAUCCCUGCUCUGCGUCUCCAGGGAGGUCUCGGUGCCCUUCCAGAAGGGGAAGGGGAGAGGCACUUGCGACGCCAACCCGCCAGCCUGGCAAGGCGAGCAGGGCAGGCGGAGAAGGCGAGCAGAGACUGCAGCUGCUGCUGCUUUGCUUUCUCCUCGUAUUUUUCCUUCUCUAAGAGAACUGAAACGCUACAGGUAGGAGAUGGGGAAGGGCUGCCAGCCGCCCAGGAUGAGGGACGGUGGGGACACCCCAACGAACAGAGAGCAGGGGGGUCCCCAGUUUCCUAGCAAGGAAGAGUGAAAGAGACAGAGAGCGCAGUGAUCACUCAGCCUGGCGCCCGGUCUUCCCUAUGCCGAGGGUGUCACUCCCCCCCAUGGAUGGGCAGCCGGAGAGCCUCAACGCCAGCCUGAUGGGGCAGGAGCCUCGGCUGCGUGGCAGUGCCUGGACAGCCGCCUUCCUCUGCUUCAUCAUCCUCCUGACCAUGGUGGGCAACUUCGCCCUCAUCCUUCUCAUCUUCAGCCAGCGGUUUCUGCGCAACACAUCCAACUUCUUCCUGGUGUCCCUCUUCCUCUCCGACCUGAUGGUGGGCCUGGUGGUCAUGCCCCCGGCCAUGCUGAACCAGCUCUACGGGCGCUGGGUGCUGGACGGUGCCUUCUGCUCCGUCUGGUUCUCCUUCGACGUCAUGUGCACCAGCGCCUCCAUUCUCAACCUGUGCGUCAUCAGCCUGGACCGCUACCUGCUGAUCAUCUCCCCGCUCAAGUACAAGCUGCGGAUGACCUCCGGCCGGGCCUUUUGGCUCAUCCUGGCCACCUGGACGCUGGCUGCCUUGGUGUCCUUCCUGCCCAUCAAAAUGGGCUGGCACAAGAUGGAGUUUGACCGCCACCCGCUCAACGCCACCCUGCAGCUGGAAGAGGAGCAGUGCCGUCUGCUGGUCAGCUUGCCUUACGCCCUCAUCGCGUCCGGCCUGACCUUCUUCCUCCCCUCGGUGGCCAUCUUGUUCACCUACUGCCGGAUCCUGCUGGCUGCGCGGAAACAGGCUCUCCAGGUAGCGUCCCUCACUAACAACAAGCCCAUCAGUGAACAAAUUCAACAGGUUCCCGGAGAUCAGGGCCAGGCCAGUGGGGUGAGCGAUAACCGGAAGUUUGCCAACAAGCACAGCCGACGGGCCCUGAAGGCCAGCCUGACCCUGGGCAUUCUUCUGGGCAUGUUCUUUGUGGCUUGGUUGCCCUUCUUCGUCUGCAACAUGGCCCAGGCGGUCUGCAACUGCAUUUCGGCCGAUUUCUUCGACAUCCUGACCUGGCUGGGCUACUGCAACAGCACCGCAAACCCCAUCAUCUACCCGCUCUUCAUGCGGGACUUCAAGCGGGCCAUGGCCAAGUACCUGCCUUGCUGUCCCCGCACGUGGGAACGCAGGCCCAGCCGCGUCUCCCUCUCCCUGAGGAAUUCCAACAGCGGCCCCCGGCCGGGGGUCUCCCUCCGGAACGCCCUGUCUCUGCCAGGGGAGACGGACUCGGCCGAUUCCAUCAUCCACGGCAACGCCAGCGACCAGACGCUCGGCUUCCUCCCGGCCACGCGGGCCAACUCCCUUCGCCUUCCCCAGGCCGAGCAGACGCCGGAGCCCAAGCUGAACCUCAUCUAUCUGAAUAGCCCCUCGGAUUGAGAAUCCUGCCCUGCUUGGUUGACCAGGUGGCGGUUCUGACCUGUGCUGGGGUUGUGGGGAGGGGGAGGCAAUUCCACCGGCCAGGUGUCCCCCUCCGGACCAAGGAGAGCCACCGUCCUUCCUUUCGCCUGGAUUCCCCUUCUCGCUCCUCAGAUCUUUUUAGAUUAUUUUUCUCUCUCUCUGCCCGCCAGCCUCGCAGCUUGGAUGGCUUCUGGCGGGAUUUCUUCCUCAGCCCGUACGUGAUUGCAAAACGCUGCCAAGCAAACAUAUGUGUGCAUGUAUGUGCGUGCUUAACAGGGACAGCAUAGCGGAGGCCUGCCCUGGCUGUGUGUUUUAUUUAUUUAUUUUAUUUAUGAGAUUUAUAUACCGCUUUAAGUGCAAGCACUCUCUAAGCGGUGUACACCAGUAAGCAAUGAAUAUAUAUAUUUACAUUGCCCCCAACAAUCUGGGUCCUCAUUUUACCUACCCCGGAAGGAUGGAAGGCUGAGUCAACCUUGAGCCGGUGAGAUUUGAACCGCUGUCCUGCUGAACACAGUCAGCUAAAGUGGCCUGCAGUACUGCACCCCACUGCAAACUUUCCCAUCCUCUCCCUGGCCCAGAGGCCAGCCCCUCGCUGCCCCGGCCUUAUUCCCUGGCCUUCUUCCCCCAAACCAGCUUGCACGCGGCGCUAAACAGGAAGGUUUUCACUUGGCUUUCUUCCAAACCAGGGCUAGCGGCCGUGAGCCAGGGUCAUGCGCCACCGACUCACCUGUGUGCUGCUUAAUCCCAGCCUCCCUUUUCAAAAAUCCAGCUGAAAUGCCAACGGCGCGCAAGAUUUCCCCAUCGCCAGAUUUGCGUGAUGUUUUAUUACAGCCGUUUGGGCCGGUGGGGAAGGGGGAACCUGCUGUUUACUAAACACAAAAAGGACCACGGUCACCCCCUCCUCGCCUUCACGGCCCUUGCCAGAUUUUUGCACAUUUGUGCAAGUUGUGGCAGCCUGUCACCCCCAGCCUGGCUGACCUGCCUCUCUCUGAGCUACAUGGAAGGAAUUACGGGGCAAUUGCUUGGACCAGGGGUAGGCAACCUUGGCUCUUUUAGGACUCGUGGACUUCAACUCCCAGAAUUCCUGAGGCAGCAUGAGGGAACUAUGGCCCCCUU